ACUGUCUGCAGCCUUCCAGUAACAAAUUCAUUCAUCUGUGCGGUAAGAUAACAUGUAUACAGGAUUGUACAAAGCGAACUUCACAUUUCUAGUCAAACAAAAACAUUGCUGACUUUCGUCAUUUUUCAAAUUUUGGAAAACAAAUGACGAUUUACAAUAAAUUGCUGAUAAUUCAAACUUUACGAUCAGUUACACCCCCUCUGAUGGGAUAAGAGAGCGUCCCACACACAGGGAUUCCUAUAAGUUAUAGGGUCAGUGACGCCCCCUCUGAUGGGAUAAGAGCGUCUCACACAGGGAUUCCUAUAAGUUAUAGGGUCAGUGACUCCCCCUCUGAUGGGAUAAGAGAGCGUCUCACACACAGGGAUUCCUAUAAGUUAUAGGGUCAGUGACGCCCCUCUGAUGGGAUAAGAGAGCGUCUCACACACAGGGAUUCCUGUAAUUUAUAGGGUCAGUGACGUCCCCUCUGAUGGGAUAAGAGAGCGUCUCACACACAGGGAUUCCUAUAAGUUAUAAAGUCAGUGACGCCCCUCUGAUGGGAUAAGAGAGAUCUCACACAGGGAUUCCUAUAAGUUAUAGGGUCAGUGACGUCCCCUCUGAUGGGAUAAGAGAGCGUCUCACACACAGGGAUUCCUAUAAGUUAUAGGGUCAGUGAUGUCCCAUCUGAUGGGAUAAGAGAGAGUCUCACACACAGGGAUUCCUAUAAGUUAUAGGGUCAGUGACGCCCCCUCUGAUGGGAUAAGAGAGCGUCUCACACACAGGGAUUCCUAUAAGUUAUAGGGUCAGUGACGCCCCCUCUGAUGGGAUAAGAGAGCGUCUCACACACAGGGAUUCCUAUAAGUUAUAGGGUCAGUGUCGCCCCCUCUGAUGGGAUAAGAGAGCGUCUCACACACAGGGAUUCCUAUAAGUUAUAGGGUCAGUGACGCUCCCUCUGAUGGGAUAAGAGAGCGUCUCACACACAGGGAUUCCUAUAAGUUAUAGGGUCAGUGACUCCCCCUCUGAUGGGAUAAGAGAGCGUCUCACACACAGGGAUUCCUAUAAGUUAUGGGGUCAGUGACGCUCCCUCUGAUGGGAUAAGAGAGAGUCUCACACAGGGAUUCCUAUAAGUUAUGGGGUCAGUGACGCCCCCUCUGAUGGGAUAAGAUAGCAUCUCACACACAGGGAUUCCUAUAAGUUAUAGGGUCAGUGUCUCCCCCUCUGAUGGGAUAAGAGAGCGUCUCACACACAGGGAUUCCUAUAAGUUAUAGGGUCAGUGACGUCCCCUCUGAUGGGAUAAGAGAGCGUCCCACACACAGGGAUUCCUAUAAGUUAUAGGGUCAGUGACGUCCCCUCUGAUGGGAUAAGACAGCGUCUCACACACAGGGAUUCGUAUAAGUUAUAGGGUCAGUGACGUCCCCUCUGAUGGGAUAAGAGAGCGUCUCACACACAGGGAUUCCUAUAAGUUAUAGGGUCAGUGUCUCCCCCUCUGAUGGGAUAAGAGAGCGUCUCACGCAAUUUUUAUAUUUGAGAUUUCUAAAUAUUAUGUAAUUCAUUCUCCUCUCUCCUUAGUACAUGGAUCGCAAUAGUUCCCUUCCACAGAUUUUUGAUGAUCUCCCUGCGAUGUUUGGAUUUUCUUUGCCCUUAGAUGGGCUGAGGGUGAGUAAUGAGUCUAGUGACACUGGUGAUGUUUUUAACACGGGAUCUCUGGGAACUGAGGGAGUUGCAAGUUUUAAUUCUAAAUCAUUGUGAUGGCAUAGUUAGCCAUAUUCCCACUUUGGUUGUUUUCAUUUGAAAUUCCUUAGUUGAUUUUCCAUAAUUCUCAGUUUAGUCUAUAAUUCCAGUGUGUAUGUUACUAAAACUGAGUGUGAUUUCUCCGUGGUAGGGGUAUCUCGUCGGAGCUGAGCCCGCCAAUGCCUGCACCCCUAUCCAGCCCCCACCAGUGAUGGACAAUAAAACCAUAUUCUUUGCUUUGAUCCAGAGGUUCGACUGCAAUUUUGAUAUUAAGGUAAGGAAGCUCCACGGGUCCCUUAGGGAAGGGCAGAUCGAACAUACUAGAUGGCCCAUGCUCUAGGGAACUACCUCCCCCAUCCUAAACCCCCUGUUUAUUUCUUCCAGAUCAAUUCAUUUUAGGCCAGAAACAUCUAAUCACAGCUUCACAACGAAUCCCUUUGCUGCUAAUUAUUUCUGCAGUUCAUCAUUAAAACAGUGAUGAAUAUAACAAUGCAGUGUUAUGCCAUUUUUUAUAGUAACACUGUGCUGCAGGUUGAUGGUUUGUGUAGAGUGACACUGCUGCAGGUUGGUUGGUUGUGUAGAGUGACACUGUGCUGCAGGUUGGUUGGUUGUGUAGAGUGACACUGUGCUGCAGGUUGGUUGCGUAGAGUGGCACUGUGCGGCAGGUUGGUUGCGUAGAGUGGCACUGUGCGGCAGGUUGGUUGUGUAGAGUGGCACUGUGCGGCAGGUUGGUUGGGUAGAGUGGCGCUGUGCGGCAGGUUGGUUGCGUAGAGUGGCGCUGUGCGGCAGGUUGGUUGUGUAGAGUGGCGCUGUGCGGCAGGUUGGUUGUGUAGAGUGGCGCUGUGUGGCAGGUUGGUUGUGUAGAGUGGCACUGUGCUGCGCGUUGAUUGAUUGUGUAGAGUGGCUCUGUGCGGCAGGUUGGUUGCGUAGAGUGGCGCUGUGCGGCAGGUUGGUUGCGUAGAGUGGCGCUGUGCUGCAGGUUGAUGGCGUUUUCUACAGUGACACAGUUUUUAGCAGUGAUACCAUUUUGUAAUGCUGUUUUGCACAGUUUGGAGGUAACGUGUCGCCUUGCUCCCAUAUAUUGUAGUUUGUAUAGUUUAUAGUACUGUAGGUGUCUGUAAUACUUACCUUUUCUCCUGUUACAGGUACUGCACGCACAGCAGGCCGGUUUUCAAGCUGCCAUUGUGCACAAUGUGAACUCAGAGAAGCUGCUAAAUAUGAUGUGGAAUGAUGGUGAGUGAGUCUCUGGUUUGCACACACCCCCGUGUCUAUAUUCAUACCCCCUCGUCAUGUUCUCAAGACAGGUCAAUAAGGGGGUAAGAUUUGGACAACACUCCUCGCUGAUCUGAAACAAAUUGGUUUGACCCAAUUUUCCUCAUCUUUCUCUCCCCUGAACAUGUGUGAAAACAUGUCUCUCUCCACCACCCUUCACUUUCAGUCUCUCUCUCCCCACCCCCUUACUUUCAGUUUCUCUCCUCACCCCCCUUACUUCCAAUAUCUGCAUCCCCACCCUCUUACUUUCUCCCCCCACUCCAUUUCUUUCAGGGGGUGCCCUUACUUUUAUUCUUUUUUUUUUUUGAAAAUCUUUAUUAAAGGUUUUUCGGUAUGAGAGAGAACCAAAGCUCAUCAACAUGUAGACAUCAUACAUUUUGGCGUUAGAUAUUCGCCUAUAUCUUCAUGAAGAAUUACAUGUAAAGCAUUUCACAUAUUUAUCCAUAGACAAUUAAGUUACCACCUGUCACCAUACAACAUAAUUGCAUUUUAAGGUGUUAGCAUUUCUUCCUAGGUGGUGGAUGUCGUAGGUUUAAAGGUGGAGAGGGAUCCAGAGAGAAAGAGGAAUGAGGUGAGGGGGAGUGGGUGGGUUGGGUUACCUAGAUUAGGGUGAGAGACGAUCACAUAGAGUGAACAAAGAUAGCCUAAAAUGGAGUGGAGUGUGGUGUUCCCCUGAGGUCAUCAGAAGCCCUCUUGACGUACAAUGAGCCCAUUAUCAUUUUGUUAUGUAUGCUAUGUAAUGUAAAGUAAACGGCCCCUGGGGUUGCUUGGGUGCAUAUGUAUAAGGUUCCCGGAUUUUGUCUAGCCACCUGGCAGUACCUGUUUAUGGGUGUGGAUAGGAGUGUAGAAGAAGAAUGGGGGGGUAACAGGCUUGCACCCAUCAUGUAGAGGGCGUGGUCGGGAUAUCAUGGUAGUAUGUGGAAGCGUACAUUGGCCAUGCCCCGGAGAGCCCGGCGCCCCCUGGUGUGUCGCCGGUCUCAGCGUCUCUAUCCCCGUGUAUUUUGUGAUGUGAAGACAAACCAUGGCUGCCAUCGCUCUGCAUGUUUACCCCCUCUGUCUUGCAGUGUUGCCUGCAAUGCUUCGGCCCCUUGAAUAUCCUCCACUCUGCGAAUCCACUCCUCUUCGCGGGGUAUUUCCGUCUUUUUCUAAUAUAGCGGAAUAAGUGACUUGGCUGCGUUCAAGAGGUGUCAAAGGAUGGAUCUUUUGUAGGAGGAUACUGACAUCUGCGAUAUGUGUAAGAGGGCCAGUGCAGCUGACCAGUCCGUCACGUCGCCCAGUAUUUCUAUUAUCCUCUGUUUGAUCAGGUUCCAGUACGAUGUGAUCUCGCUACACUCCCACCAAAUAUGCAUCAUCGUCCCCCUUUCCUUCAGGCAUCUCCAGCACGUUGGUGUAAUGGUUGGGAAUAUCCUAUGUAGAAGGACAGGAGUCCUGUACCAGGAGGCUAUCAAUUUGUAAUUUGUUUCUUGAAAUUGGGAGCUGACCGAGCUCUUGUGUUGCCAAAUAAGCGCCUUGUCCCAUUGUUGGGGCGUGAAAGUCGUGUCCAAUCGUUCCUCCCAUUGCCUGCGGAACGUUGUGUUUGUCGUUAGAUGUCCGGUCAGAAGGUGUUGGUACAGUGUAGAAAUAGCAUUCCCCAGUACAAGCCUCUUCUCACAGCAUUCCUCCAGCCAAGUGCGUUCCCUGUGGAGUUGUUCCUUAUUCCGUAUACUAUCGUAAUAAUGUUUCACUUGUAAGUAACGAAAAACUGCCAGGGGUGUCCGGGGCUUUCCCUCUAGCAAUGUGUCUAGAGUCUGCAGUGUUCCGUUCUGUAAGAUCGUGUGGAUUGGUAUAUAUUCGCGACCUUCCGCAAAGGGCCACGUUGUUGGAUGGAAUCCACCCCCUAUUGCGUUAUUAUUGGUAAUUGAAAGCAUCGGACUGGGCGUUGGCGAGAUAUGAGGUGCCUCCCUCAUGGAGUUCCAGCUAUAUAGCGUUUGUUCCAUCGGUCCCUCUUUAGCGACUCUUUGUGUUUUUCUGGUUAUCCCUCCCCAUAUGGUUGGCUGUACAGGGGUUGCAGGGCCCUCUCGUGCCAUCGCCACCCAUUGUUUUUGUUGAGGCUCCGCGUGCCACUCAAUAAUUUGCUGCAGAACCGUGGCCUGGUGGUACUUCUUAAAAUCAGGUAGCGCUAGGCCACCGCGAGAUCUGGGUAGGCAGAGUAGGUCGUAUCUCAGUCGUGCCCUCUCUCCCCGCCAUACGUAUCGUAUGACCGCGGAUCUCAAAGCGGAGAAGAAGGUUGCCGGCAGGGCAAGAGGUAUUGUUUGGAACAGAUAUAGCAGUCUCGGUAGGAUGUUCAUCUUGAGAACUGCUAUCCGUCCGUGCCAUGAGACGUGUGGGUAUGCCCAUCUUUCCAAGUCUGUCAUUAUCCUCUUCAGGAGAGGGGCAAAGUUAUGCCGAUAUAGGUCUUUAGGGUUCGGGGUUAUCCAAAUCCCAAGGUACUUCAUUUUUUGGAAGCACCACCGGAAUGGAAACAGUGACUCCAGAGCCAGGAAUUCAUCAUCGGGCAUGGAUACGUUUAACACUUCACACUUCGACAGGUUGAGUCUGAAGCCGGAGAUCGAGCCGAAUUUCUCGAACUCCGCCAACAAGCAAGGCAUCGCGAUCCGAGGGCUGGUUAUGUAAAAAAGGAGAUCAUCCGCGUAUGCGGCGACCUUAUGGGUCGUGUCCUGCCACGUAAAGCCCCCGAUGUCCGGGUGUUGGCGUAUCUUCUGAAGCAGGGGUUCCAGCGAUAUGGCAAAGAGUAGCGGGGAUAGGGGGCAUCCUUGCCUUGUGCCAUUGGAAAUUUCAAAAUCUCCGGUGAGUGCUCCAUUGACGCGUACCGCGGCCCGCGGUUUGUCAUAUAAGGCCCGGAUCAUCGUAAGGAAUCUGCGUCCCGCCCCCAUCUGGUCGAGGGUAGCGAACAUGUAAGGCCAUUUCACCCGGUCGAAUGCCUUCUCGGCAUCCGUGGAAAUCAAGAGAAGGGGUUGUCGUGUAUUCCUCGCUUGGUGUUGCAGCGCAAAGAGUCGUAGGGUACUGUCCCUUGCUUCUCGUCCGGGUAUGAAUCCCGUUUGAUCCUUGUGUAUAAGCGAAGGGAGAAUGGAUUGGAGUCUGGUAGCUAGCACCUUUGUAAAAAGUUUUGUAUCCACGUUUAAUAAUGAAAUCGGGCGGUAGCUGCCACAGAGCAUGGGGUCCUUUCCGGGUUUGGGGAGGACAGUUAUGGUAGCCGCCAGGGAUUCAGCUCCGAAAUGGCCUCCGUCCGCGACAGCGUUGAGGGCCUUCGUGAGCCACGGCAGGGUUAUCGAUGGGAACGUUUUAUAGUAACCCGUGGAAAAUCCAUCCGGGCCUGGUGCUUUCCCCCUCUUGGCCGCCUUCAAGGCCGCCGCUAGUUCCUCUUCUGUGAUCGGGUUUUCUAGUUCGGUCGCCACAUCCGGCUGGAUUGUUGGUCCUAUCGCCUCGCGGAGGUAUUCUUGUGUGCGUGCCGCUAUCGCUGCUGACUGCGACUGUGUUUCCAUCGCAUCUAAGUUGUAUAAGGAUCUGUAGAAUGACUGGAAUUCCCCCGCAAUGUCCGUCGGGAGGCCAGACAUCCCGCCCGAUGUAAGGUGUAAUUUGCGAACCUGGGUGCGGGGUGUCUGGCCCUUUAGUAGGCGGGCAAGGAAUCGUCCCCCCUUAUUGGCAUGGGUGUAAAAGAAUGCCUUAGAGCGUUGCAAUGCUCCUUUAGUUGUCGUCUGGAUUGCAUCAGCGUUGCAGGGUACGGUGGUGGCGUUUCACCAGGAGCUCCUUUAGUUGUCGUCUGGAUUGCAUCAGGUCCCGGUAUAUCUCCAUGAGGUGUGACCUUUUAUGCUGAGCUUCCAGAUCUGUGAUUCGCCUGUAGAGGUUAGCCAUCUCGCUCAUCGUCGCCUUCUUCUUAUGUGAGGCUAUGCGUAUGAGCGUGCCCCGCAGGACGCUUUUAUGGGCCUCCCAGAGCGAUAUUGGAGAGAUGUCUGGGGUCGCGUUAUCCUGAAAGUAUUGAGUCAAUGCCUGGGAGAUUUGUUCCCGUGUGCCAGGGUCCAGGAGGAGGGACUCGUUAAGUCUCCACGUCCACACGGAAGGUCGAAAAAGUGGGGACUCGAGCUCCACUACAACUGGGCCGUGAUCCGACCACGUGGCCGGUUCUAUCUUGGCCGAGAUCAGGCUCGAUAGCCCAGUUUGUCUAAUAAAGAGGUAGUCGAUGCGGGAGUAUCUAUCGUGAAGCGCGGAGUAGUAUGUAAAGUCUUUCACUGAUGGGUUGAGUGUUCUCCAGCAAUCCGCUAGAUCCAUGUCGCCCAGGGCUCUUCGGAUAGCUCGUAUAUGUAGUUGAGUGACGCUACUGUGUCCCGUAGAGGAGUCCAAAAGAGGAUCCAGCGGGACAUUAAAGUCGCCUCCUAGGAUUAGGAUGCCCUCGGAGAAGUCCUUUAGUUUUGCCAGGGUGCUUUUCAAGAACAUGGCUUGUCGUUUGUUGGGGACAUAAAUGUUGGCGAAGGUGUAUAUCUUACCCGCUAUUGCCCCCUUUAAAAAGAGGUAUCUGCCCUGAGUGUCCCUAAUGCUGUCCAGUUCCUGGAGCUCCAGUCCGGCGUAUAUCAGUAUUGCAACCCCCGCCUUUCUUGCCGUAGGGUGGUUGCAGAAGUGGUUUGUUGGGUACGAUUUAUUCUGGAGCUUGGGUGCCGCCCCGGGACGAAAGUGCGUCUCCUGUAGCAUUGCCACCGAUAUAUGUCUUUUCUUAAGUUCUCGCAGGAGGUGGGACCUCCGUUCCGGGAUGUUCAAUCCCCUGCAAUUAAGGGUGAGGACAGAUAUAGGAGCCGGUCGAUAGGCCAUGGUUUCUCAGGUGCGUGUGGUAAGCGAUGUAUACCCAAAUUUCUACUCACCCCUGUCUGACUCUCGUCACCCCGCGUGGGCGCAGGCCCCCGUGGCAGGCCAAUUGGAACGGGGAGGGAUGGAGACCGUCUUAGGCGGUAGUCAGGCGGAUAGAGGGUAGGGUAGGGGUGGUGGGGAGCGAGAAGGGGAAGGAUGACCAAAGGGGGUAGAAGAGAGCAGGGAUAGGGGUAAGUUGGCAGAGAGAGAGAAGAGAAAGAGAAGAAAGGUGAAUGUCCCGUCCGAUGAACGGUUUUUCUGGGGUAAGGGGUACCCCUCGUGUGCCACCCCAACGAGUGGGGUGACUCGUGCUACGGCGGGCAGCCCAGGGGGCACGUCCAGGUAACCAGACCUAUGGACGGUGACCCACUGUGGCCCGUCGUGUGUCUUGAGCACGAGUGUGGGUUGAGGUGUGCGAGUCAGUACUCGACCAAGUGGUAUCCAAUGGAUGUGAGGAAGGCAGAGCCGUCCACAUAGUACCCCGUGUUUGCUGGAUACAUAUUUCUCAUGAAGCGAUUUAAUGCAUAGAUGAACAGUUAAGAAUAACAGAACAACAGCGCGUGUGGCAACUAAACAGCGUAAUAACAAGCAUACGACAAUCAACAGAUUCCAUCCCGCCCGUCAGUCCCGAGACUCCCAAGGAUCGUCCCCCCCCUCCCUCCCGCCAUCGUUUUCACAGCUCCCCUUAUAGAGGUAAUGCUCACAGUGUCCGUCCUGAGGUCGGGAGGUCAAUGUUGGUCAUGUGAGGUGGUCCCUCGUCCGCCCCACGCCCCCUCCCCAGUCGUGUAUGUACAGGUAGGGGGCCCGUGUCUGUCCAGUUUCAUAUUGUAUUGUCCCCCCUCCCUCCCCUGUAGCCCGCCCAACUCCAAUGCGUGUAGUAUGAGGUGGGAAUAGGCAGCAUGCAUCUUAGCACCAAAGGAGGGUCCCCCCCCCGCGUGACCCCCCCGCGGGCGCUAUGUGGCGUGCCCAACCCAAUUAUCACCCGGGGGAACAGAUUUAUGCAGAGCAGUCCAAAGUCUCAUUGCUAGGCCUUAGUACAAGGCACCUAUAGCUGGAUCAUAAUGGUGGGUUUCAGGUUGUGAUGUCUUCACGCUAUAUGAAGCACAGAUGAAGUGUCCAGGAGCGUUUGAGAUUUGCGCCUUUGUCCUCACUGCCCAUCCAGUUUCCCCACUCCCCAUUGUACCCCCCACCCAAACCAGAGGAGGAGAGAAAAUAAAAAUAAAAUUUUUUAUAAAAAUAAAAUUGUUUUUAUACAUAAGGGUAUCCCCAUCUACCCCCCCUCCCGGCCAAGUGAAUCCUCACAUGUGCCAUGUCCCGAGUUGGGGAGGGAUGGGAGCCGAGUGCCGGGUGCGUGCGUGAAGGUUGUGGCAUGCGGGCAUAAAUUUCGAAUGGGGCCAUGGGGAAGUGUCCCUUUAUCAAUCCACUCAUUGCUGCUCUGCGUGCAAACUUUCCAGAGUUACCCCGGUUGUGGGUUAGCGGCUCUUUCAGGAGUCAGUUACGGGUGGGAACAUGCGAGCCACGCAAGCAGGAGGAACGGGGAGGGGGGGAGGGGGGCUGCUGCCCUGUUCGCAUGGCAACGGACUGAGAAUCUGGGGUCGCCUUGACGGGAUAAUGGGGGAGUCGGGGUACGGUCAGGGAGCCCCCCUCUCUGGGAGUGUUACUCACUCAGCCUGGCCUCCCGGGUCCAUGCGCCGCCUGGGAAGUUGCCGAGGAGGGGAUCCUUCCCUGCGCCUCCGUGGAGCUCUCUGUGGUCGCGGUACUUGUCCUACGGGUCCAAGGACCCAGUUUGUGACCGGGAUGGGUGGUAUCCCCAAAGUCUCCAGGAAACGUGGUAUCUCCGCCGGCCAUCUUGCAGAUAUCCAGCCGUCUUGGUGGCGGGCCAUCAGUGCGAACGGGAAGCCCCAUUUGUAGUUGACGUGGCGGUCACGUAGGGCAGUUGUGACCGGCCUCAGGGCUCUCCUGGCGGUAAGUGUGAGGGGGGAGAGGUCGUUAUAGAGGGAUACCUGGGCGUUUCGGUACGUCCAUUCCGGGCGUUCACGGGCCCUCUUCAUGAUAGAGUCUUUGACGGGGAAGGAGUGGAGGCAGCAGAUGAGGUCCCUCGGCCCGUCUUCAGGUAAACGGGGUCGGGUGGCUCUGUGCGCCCGUUCAAAUUCAAACUGAUGGGGUGCCUCUUCCUGCAGCAACAUGUUGAAGAGGCCUGUCAGAACCUCCUCCGCGUCUUCCUCCCCCUCUGCCUCUGGGACCCCGCGGACCCGGAUGUUGCACCUGCGGCCUCUAUUGUCGAGGUCCUCCAGAUGUCUUCUCAUGUCGAGGAGCAUUUCUCCUUGCCGUGAGACCGCCACAUCAGUAGCUGAGAUCCUGUUGGAUUGGGCCUCCGUGGAGUGUUCUAGGGCUUCUAUGCGGCUUCCUUGAGCGGUAACGUCCGCUCUGAUGCCCGCCAUCUCCGCCCUCAGGGCGUCCUGUAUCGUGGUGGUGAGGGUGAGCAGGUCAGUUUUAGUGGCCAUAGAUGCUGCAAUGGAUCGGAGUUCUUCGCUUAUCCGGUCCAGGGCAGAGUGUUCUGUGCCCAUGGACGAGGCAGGAGAUGACGGUGCCGACCUCGGGCCUACCGCCUCCCCUCCAGACCCAGGAGUCGGCUGCAGAAAGGAGUCCAUGGGACCCUGAGAUUGGGUUUGUUGGGAGCCCCUCGGUGUCUGUGGGGGCUCCGUGCGCCUGUUGCGACCCAUCCGUUGCCUGUGGCUAUAUUUAAUCGCCGUUUUAGGGGUGUUGUGGAGUGGAGCUCACAGAUUAAGCUGCCAUCUUGGUCCAGGUCCUGGCCACGCCCCUCCGCUGCCGCCCUUACUUUUAUUCUAUAUUUCCCCACCCCCUUUACUUUCAGUCUUUUUUUCUCUCCCCACCCCCUUUCCUUUCAGUCUCUCUCUCUCUCUCUCUCUCCCCACACCCAUUACUUUCAGUCUCUCUCCCCACACUCAUUACUUUCAGUCUUUUUCUCCCCACCCCCUUACUUUCAGUUUCUCUCCUCACCCCCCUUACUUCCAAUAUCUGCAUCCCCACCCUCUUACUUUCUCCCCCCACUCCAUUUCUUUCAGGGGGUGCCCUUACUUGCCUAUAUUUCCCCACCCCUUUACUUUCAGUCUUUUUUUCUCCCCACCCCCUUUCCUUUCAGUCUCUCUCUCUCUCUCUCUCUCCCCACACCCAUUACUUUCAGUCUCUCUCCCCACACUCAUUACUUUCAGUCUUUUUCUCCCCACCCCCUUACUUUCAGAGUCUCUCUCUCUCUCUCUCUCUCUCUCUCUCUCUCUCUCUCUCCCCACCCCCAUUACUUUCAGUCUCCCCCCACACACCCCCGUGUCUGUAUUCAUAGCCCCUCGUCAUGUCCUCAAGACAGGUCAAUAAGGGGGUAAGAUUUGGACAACACUCCUCGCUGAUCUGAAACAAAUUGGUUUGACCCAAUUUUCCUCCUCUUUCUCUCCCCUGAACAUGUGUGAAAACAUGUCUCUCUCCUCCACCCUUCACUUUCAGUCUCUCUUUCCCCACCCCCUUACUUUUACUUUCAGUCUCUCUCUCCCCACCCCUUGCUUUCAGUCUCUCUCUCCCCACCCCCUUACACUUCAGUCUCUCUCUCCCACCCCUUACUUUCCAGUCUCUCUCUCCCCACCCCCUUACUUUCAGUCUUUCUCGCUUUCCCCUUACUUUCCAGUCUCUCUCCCCACCCCUUACUUUCAGUCUCUCUCCCCCACCCCCUUGCUUUCAGUCUAUAUCUCCCACCCCCUUACUUUCAGUCUCUCUCCUCACCCCCCUUACUUCCAAUAUCUGCCUCCCCACCCUCUUACUUUCUACCCCACCCCCUUUCUUUCAGCCUCUCUCCCUCCACCCCCUUACUUUUAUUCUAUAUUUCCCCACCCACCUUACUUUCAGUCUUUUUUUCUCUCCCCACCCUCUUUCCUUUCAGUCUCUCUCCCCACCCCCAUUACUUUCAGUCUCCCUCCCACCCCUUGCUUUUAGUCUCUAUCUCUCUCCCCACCCCAUUGCUUUCAGUGUCUCUCUCUCUCUCCUCUCUCCUCUCCUGUCUCCCCACCCCAUUGCCUCAGUCUGUCUCCUCCCCACCCCAUUACUUUCAGUCUGUCUCUCCCCACCCCAUUGCUUUCAGUCUGUCUCUCCCCACCCCAUUGCUUUCAGUCUGUCUCUCCCCACCCCCGUACUUUCAGUCUCUUUCUCCCCACCCCCUUACUUUCGGUCUCUUUCUCCCCACCCCUUACUUUUCAGUAUCUUUCUCCCCACCCCUUGCUUUCAGUCUCUCUCCCCACCCCAUUCUUUCAGUCUCUUUCUCCCCACCCCCUUACUUUCAGUCUGCUGUCCACACCAUUACUUUCAGUCUUUCUCCCCACCACCCUUGCUUUCAGUCUCUUUCUCCCCACCCCUUACUUUCAGUCUCUCUCCCCACCCCAUUACUUUCAGUCUCUCUCUCCCCACCCUAUUGCUUUCGGUCUCUCUCCCUCAUUGCUUUCCGGUUUCUCUCACCCCAUUGCCUCAGUCUCUCUCUCCCCACCCCCAUUACUUUCAGUCUCUUUCUCCCCACCCCCCUUGCUUUCAGUCUCUCUCCCACCCCACUUUGUUAGCACGUCUCUUUCUACCCACACCCUUUACUUUCAGGCUCUUUCUCCCCAUCGCCAUUACGUUCAGUUUCUCUCUCCCACCCCCCAUUACUUUCAGUCUCUCUCUCUCCACCCCCAUUACUUUCAGUUUCUCUCUCCCCACCACCCCAGUAAUCAUUCUGUGUCUUUCAGAAAAAAUCCGUAAAAAUGUCAAAAUCCCUUCUGUGUUUGUUGGAGAAUCUUCUGGGAAGGAGCUGCUUAGCCAUUACUCCUACUAUGAUAAGUAAGAGCGCCCCACCUGGUGUAUUUCUUGAUAAGUAAGCGCGCCCCCAUCGGGUGUAUCUCCUGAGAAGUAGCUGCAUCCCAUCUGGUGUAUCCUGUGAUAAGUAAUAGCACCCCCAUCUGGUGUAUCCUGUGAUAAGUAAUAGCACCCUCAUCUAGUGUAUCCUGUGAUAAGUAAAUACAUCCCAGCCUGGUGUCUCUUCUGAUAAGUUAGACCUCCCCAACAGGCGUACCCCGUGAUAACUAAGUUCACCCCAACCUGGUGUAUCUCAUGAUAAAUAAGAGCACCCCCACUAGGCAUAUCUCAGUAUAAGUAAGUGCGCCCCCACCUGGCACAUAUCAAAAUAAGUAAGUGCACCCCACCUUGUGUAUCUACUGAUAAGUAAGUGUGUCCCCAUCUGGUAUAUCUCAUAAUAAGUUAGAGCGCCUCCACCUGGCAUAUUCCAUGAUAAGUAAUAUCGCUUUUACCAGGUAUUUCUUGUAGAUAAAGAACACCAAUAUUUUUUGUGAUAAAGAAGUGUGCCUCCAUUUUGACGUUGCCCUUUGUUAGUGAGCGUUCCUCCAACAUAGUUUUUCUGAUAAUUAGUUUGGCGCCCGUCUGGCUUUUUUUGUGUUAAGUUAGAGGAAAUCAGUGUUUGAUAAAAUGCUGAUUAUUAGCUCUAAUACAAUUCUCCUCUCACAGCGCCAUUGUCUUCAUGGUUCCGGAGUAUAACUUCUCACUGGGAUAUUAUCUCAUCCCCUUCAUUGUGGUCGUGGCUCUGGUGAUCAUCGUCAUGUGUAUUGUCAUGGUAAGACGUCAUAUAUUGCCACAUUAUAACAGGAGGAUAAUUUGUGUAAAUUGUCUUAUAGAAAAUUAAAUGUUUGUAUCGAAUAAAAGUAGUACAUAUCGACUGGUCACAGCGGUGGUAAUACCACGGCCUUGCACUGGAAAGCCCAGGUAGGAAUCCCAGCCAGACCACCUAACCAGUACCAAUAUAUAGCUGCCUAAUACAAGUCCUCGUGGAUUGCAAACUGGUUUUAAGGAGGGCCUAACUCCAAUUAUAGAAAGGGAAUAUUUGCAAGUAAAUAGUGGAAUAAUAAUGAUAUGUACUUACAGUUAUUCCCUAGAUCUGGGGCACAUUGUACAAGUCCUUACCUUUCUCCUACAUAUGGAAGACCCCUCGUUCAUAGAUGUGUCUAUAGCUCCAUCCAUGAAAAACAUGAAUAGAGUCGUUAGAAACAUAGACAUAGAAACAUAGACACAGAUGUAACGGCUACCCCAGUGGAGAGGUGGUAUCACCUGUUGGAGACGUCCUUUUAACCGGCAAGAUGCUGUGCAGUAAUAGCCAUCUUUCUAUCAGCUGGAUCCAAGUAGAGAGAGAGAGAGAGAGAGGUAGAGCUCUCAAAAGAGCUAGUGAUUAGCUUAGCAGGUUCCCUUUCAAUAACGAAACAAAGCUACGUUUUGAAGGGUAAAGUAGAACUGAGGUUUAAUGACAGGUAUUCUCCUUUUAUGUGGUGCUCCCAUGCAAGGGAGAUACCCACAGACAAUUAGACGUUAACCAAUCAGACAAUGGUUACAACCCACAGAUCCCCUCCCCUCUGCUUGGGAGAUAAUUGAGUUUCUUACUGUAUCUACUCAAUUAUCUCCAAGCUAAAAUUUAUACUUUUUAUGCAUUUUUAUAACUUUCAGAUUUUUCAUCAUACAGGAAUAAAACUUGUAUUUUAAUGAACAACACAACUUGGGGAAAAACAUAUUCAAAAUUUGUACAAAUCCGUUCAGGGGUUCCAGAAAUAUUAAAAAGUCUCUUUGGACCGACCGCACGCCUGUUUGCAUGCCCAAAACAGUUCCACAGAUUCAGGCUGUGCGGUCGGUCUAUUUCUGCCCUGAAAAAUAACAAAGUCCCAUGCGAAGGCGGCGUUCGAGUCAUCGAACGCACUUCGACUUCUGUCGAAGUGAAACCGGGGUUAAGUUUCAGUGGUGUUCGUUAGUUAAGUGAAGGUCUAUUUUACACCAAAAUGACACAGUCCCAUUCGAACAUGCAUUUGAAUCUUCGAACGGGACUUAGUCUCUAGCCGCAGUGUCGAAGGGUAGGGAAGGUUCAGGUCAGUGGUGUUUGUUCAAAUGUGUGGCCAAUUUCCGUUCCAGGGAUUUGACGGCACACACCGCUGACCGCGUUCGACUGUAUUAAAAUGGCCGCCGCCACAUGUUCGAUUGUCUAAUGGCGGCCACUUCGACUACUUCAGGCUGUAUCCGAAAUGCCAUAUCAAACGUACCAAUCCUUUGCACAAAAAAGUUAAAGGGCCAGACACAGUCUUUGUUCUUUGGUAGAGGCAAUGUGGAUGAUGGCAACAACAAACAAAAGGUAGAGGUUCCCAGGCAACAUGGUAGGGGGUUGUUACAUGGCUCCCCUUUGUGGAACACCCCGGCAGACCCGGCUUCAUCCUUUUCGGGUCAACUUUGGGAUGUCCAGGCUGCUGCUAGGGCAUAAGUUCUGUUUGCCUGGACAGUCCAUCCGCAUUCCCGUCAAGCUUGCCAGGUCGAUACUGGAUGGAAAAAUUAUAUGGUUGAGGAGCCAAGCUCCAUCUCAGUAGUCAGCCAUUAUCUCCUGCCACUCUAUUCAACUAGACAAGAGGGUUGUGGUCAGUAAUUAGGGUAAAUUCCUGACCAUACAAAUACGGGGUGAGUUUCUUUAGAGCCCAGACCAGGGCUAGGCACUCCUUCUCCACUGCCGCAUAACUCACCUCCCUGGGUAACAAUUUUCUACUCAGAUACGCUACAUCUUCCCCGAUCUGGUUUAGAACUGCCCCCAGUCCGUACAUGGAAGCAUCUGUAUGGACGACAAAUCGUUUGUUAGGGACGGGGGCAGAUAGUACAGGAGCGUUUAUUAGAGCUUUCUUUAAGGCUUGGAAGGCUGUUUUGCAGGAGAGAGACCACAGGAGUAGUCCCAGAAGAUUGGAAGUUAGUGAAUGUUGUGCCCAUUUACAAGAAAGGUAAUAGGGAUGAACAUCUAAAAACACAUGGAUUUCAAGAUUAGAGACAACAUGGGUUUACUUCAGGGAGAUCAUGCCAAACUAAUCUUAUUGAUUUUUCUGAUUGGGUAACUAAAAUUAUAGAUCAGGGUGGUGCAGUAGACAUUGCUUACCUAGUUUUCAGUAAGGCUUUUGACACUGUUGCACAUAGAAAGCUUAUCAAUAAACUGCAAUCUUUAAGUUUGGAUUCCAAUAUUGUUGAAUGGGUAAGGCAGUGGCUGAGUGACAGGCAACAGAGGGUUGUAGUUAAUGGAAUAUAUUUGAAGCUUGGACUUGUCACCAGUGGGGUACCUCAGGGAUCUGUACUUGGACCCAUUCUCUUUAAUAUUUUUAUUAGUGAUAUUGCAGAAGGUCUUGAUGGUAAGGUAUGUCUUUUGCUGAUGAUACUAAGAUAUGUAACAGGGUUGAUGUUCCAGGAGGGAUAAGCCAAAUGACAAAUGAUUUAGGUAAACUAGAAAAAUGGUCAGAAUUGUGGCAACUGACAUUUAAUGUGGAUAAGUGCAAGAUAAUGCAUCUUGGACGUAAAAACCCAAGGGCAGAGUACAGAAUAUUUGAUAGAGUCCUAACCUCAACAUAUGAGGAAAGGGAUUUAGGGGUGAUUAUUUCUGAUGACUUAAAGGUAGGCAGACAAUGUAAUAGAGCAGCAGGAAAUGCUAGCAGAAUGCUUGGUUGUAUAGGGAGAGGUAUUAGCAGUAGAAAGAGGGAAGUGCUCAUGCCAUUGUACAGAACACUGGUGAGACCUCACUUGGAGUAUUGUACACAGUACUGGAGACCGUAUCUUCAGAAGGAUAUUGAUACCUUAGAGAGGGUUCAGAGAAGGGCUACUAAACUGGUUCAUGGAUUGCGGGAUAAAACUUACCAGGAAAGGUUAAAGGAUCUUAACAUGUAUAGCUUGGAGGAAAGACGAGACAGGGGGGAUAUGAUAGAAACAUUUAAAUAUAUAAAGGGAAUCAACACAGUAAAGGAGGAGACUAUAUUUAAAAGAAGAAAAACUACCACAACAAGAGGACAUAGUCUUAAAUUAGAGGGACAAAGGUUUAAAAAUAAUAUCAGGAAGUAUUACUUUACUGAGAGGGUAGUGGAUGCAUGGAAUAGCCUUCCAGCUGAAGUGGUAGAGGUUAACACAGUAAAGGAGUUUAAGCAUGCGUGGGAUAGGCAUAAGGCUAUCCUAACUAUAAGAUAAGGCCAGGGACUAAUGAAAGUAUUUAGAAAAUUGGCCAGACUAGAUGGGCCGAAUGGUUCUUAUCUGCCGUCACAUUCUAUGUUUCUAUAUGUUUCUAUGUUUCUACUCUAGGAAGGUUCUUUUUAGUUAGGUCUGUCAGGGGUUUAGCAAUGGUGCUAUAGUCAGGGACGAAUUUCCUGUAAUACCCAGCUCUCUCUAGAAAGGCCAGUGCCUGGGUCUUGGUGUGGGGGGGUGGGCCAGUUAGCAACGGCCUCUACCUUGGCUGGCUUGGGAUGUUGCUUCCCACACCCCACCCGGUGUCCCAAGUACUGGUCUUCGGCCAUGCCAAUGUGGCACUUUUACGGCUUCAGAGUUAGGCCAGCAGCCCGAAUCUGGUCCAGUAUGGCCUCUACAUGCUUCAGAUGCUCCCCCCAUGUCUCACCAUAGAUCGCAAUGUCAUCCAGGUACGCACAAGCGAAGCCCUGGAAGCCAUCAAGGAGCCUAUCCACCAAGCGUUGGAACGUGGCUGGGGCAUUCUUCAUCCCGAAUGGCAUGACCUUAAAUUGGUAUAGGCCUAACGGGGUGAUGAAUGCCGACUUGGGAAUAGCCUCCUUGGCCAGGGGAAUCUGCCAGUAUCCCUUACAUAAAUUGAUAGUGAUCAGAUAGCGUCCCCUGGCAAUGCGAUCUAAUAGCUCAUCCACUCGGGGCAUUGGAUAAGCGUCAGUCACUGUACGGUCAUUGAGGCGUCAUUAGUCAACACAGAACCCGGGUGGCUCCGUCCCUUUUGGGGACUAAAAUGACUGGAGAGGCCCAGGGGCUGUCUGAGGGCUUGUUAACCCCUAAGUGAAGCAUCUCCAGUAUCUCUUUUCUCAUCUCUUCCUUAACUGCCUCGGGGAUUCAGUAGGGGGUUGUCUAAGGGGUGCUUGUCCCGGGGUCUCAACGUGGUGGGUCGCUAGUGUGGUGUACCCUGGUUCUUGGGAGAAAGUUGAUUCUUUUUCCAUUAGCAGCUGCCUAAGUUGGCCCUUUUCUGCGGGAUUUAUGCGCUCCCCUAGUUGGACGGUACUGAGUAGGCUACGGGGCACUGGGCGAGCUAGGAAAUCUGGGAUAGGCAGACUGUCAGGGUCGUCUGUAGCGGGGAUACAUAUGGCCGCAAUAACUUCCGGCCUCUCCUGAUACUCCUUCAAGAGGUUAACAUGGGAUAACAAGGAUUUCUGAAUCCUUUCAUCCUUAUUGCUGGCAAUCACAUAGGACCUUCUGUCCCACCUGGAACGAUCGCUGUCGGGCACCCCGGUCCCACCAUCGUUUCUGUCGACCCUUGGCCGCAUGGAGAUGGUCUCGUGCCAUCCGGGCCAAUUGCUCCAUGCGGACUCGCAUCUCCAGAACGUAUGGCACAAUGGGGACACCCUCAUGCCCCAUCUCCCCCUCCCAGUGCUGCUGAAUGAGGUCAAGGGGUCCUCUGACCAUAAAGCAGUUCGAAAGGGGAGAAGCAGUGGAUUCCUGGGGCACCUGUCGAUAUGCGAACAAGAGGUGCGGCAGAAAUCGCUCCCAGUCUCUGUACUCAUCUGUAAAGGUCCGCAGUAACUGUUUAAGGGUACCAUUAAAAUGCUCACAGAGACCGUUAGUCUGGGGGUGGUAAGGUGAGCUGAGUAGGGGUUUGAUACUGCAGACCUUCCAUAAUUGUUGGGUGAGGUCUGCGGUAAACUGAGUCCCCCUGUCAGACAGUAUUUCCUGCGGGAACCCCACUCUGGUGAAUAUCCCGACCAAGGCACUGGCAACAGUAUCAGCCUGGAUAUUCGUCAGAGCGACUGCUUCCGGGUAGCGGGUAGCAUAGUCCACCAUGGUAAGAAUAUAUGUCUUACCCGAUGGACUGGGGUUGGGUAGGGGGCCAACUAGAUCGACUGCCACCCUGCUAAAAGGUUCCUCGAUCACUGGCAUGGGUGACAGUCUGGCCUUAGGGUGGUCCCCUCUUUUCCCUACUCGCUGGCAAACGUCACACGUGCUGCAGUAACGUUGCACAUCCUUAGAGAUCCCCGGCCAAAAGAAGGUCUGGGUGAUCCUGUAGGUUGUACGGUUACCACCCAGGGGUCCUGCAAAGGGAAUAUUGUGUCCGAUUUGGAGAAGCUCCAACCGGUACUUUCUGGGUACCACUAGUUGGUGCUUCUGCGAAGGGGCACAGCAUCUCCUCCUACCUUCCGUCAACCUAUACAGUCUGUCAUUAUCCCAUAUAAAACGUUCAUGCUCAUCCCCCCACUCUCUGCUUUCUCCCAGUACUUUUAGAGGGAUGGGUUCUCUCUAGUUUCCCUCCCAAACUCCUCUGGUGUAUCCCAAGCUAAGGGUCUAUUAACUAUGGUCGGGGAAAGGGUCAGUGAGGUUUUUACCUGGGUCUCCCGUCCUGGUGUAGGGUCCUCUGCGACACGGGUCUGUGAUUGAGUGGUCACUGGGCAAGCAGCAGCAGUGUUACUGGGUAAGUAGGCAGAAGCCAGAGGGCCAAUAUCAUUGCCCAACACAACUUCUGCAGGCAAGUUGUUCACGAUACCCACAGUAUUUUUCACAGAUCCGAUUCCCCAGUCCAGGUGCACUCGGGCACUGGGGAGGCGAAAGACAGCUCCUCCAGCAACACGUACAGCGACGGUGCGGUUGGACAGGUGUGCUGGUUUAACUAAAUGCCUUUGCAUCAGGGUGAUGGUAGCGCCUGUGUCUCUCAGGCCUUGGGCUAUCUGGCCAUUCACUCGUACCUCUUUGGUGGUGAUGCUGACGGUUGUCUGGGGAUGCGGCUUGUAUAGGGUCCGCCUCAUACAGGAUGCCCAGGCAUUCCUCUGGCCCCAGCUCAGUCUCCAGGCAGUGGGCGGCAGAGGCACAAGGUGUUGUGGGCUCAGCGUUGGGUGCGGGGUGCCUCCAGUUAGUAGCAGAAGCAGACGACAUGUCCAGUAUUGCUGCACCAAUGGCAAGUGGUCUUGGAUAGAUCUCGGGGGUAGUUGCUGGACCCCUGGGGGCGAGAAGGCCCUGGGGGUAUGGGAGCAUGAAAUUAUGAGCAAGGAACUGGGGCUGGGGUACGGUGCUCCACAUGGUUAGGUUGCCGGAGAGUGCUUUGGCUCACCUUUCUAGUUUCAGUGUACUCAUCCGCCAAGCGAGCCGCAUCGUUUCAGGUGAGGGGACGGCGGUCUCGUACCCAGUCCUGUACAUUGGCAGAUAAGUCCUGGAAAAAAUGCUCCAUCAGGAACAGCUGUAACACUUCCUCCCUGGUGUUGGUGUGGCAACUUUUGACCCAGUAGGAUGCCACUCAUUGUAGCCGGCAAACCCAUUCCAUGUGGGAGUCCACAGCCCUUUUCUUGGACUCCCGGAAGUGGCGACGGUAAGUCUCUGGGGUCACGGCAUACCUGGUGAGAAGUGCAUCCUUAACCAGUUGGUAUUGGCUGUUGUGGCAUUACCAUUUGUAGAUUGUACUCCCUCCUCUUUUCAAUCUCUGCCUCGACCUCUACGAAGGUCCAGUCAAUCCUUUCCUCGGAUGGGGCCGGAUACAUAGCUAGCCUUCCCUGGACGAUGAGGCGGAUCUCCUCCUCCUCCUCAUUGUUCUGGAAACUCAGUUCGAGGGCUUCCAUAGACUGAUCCAUCUCGUCCGGCUCUAGCAGAUCAGCAAUCAGCUCUCUCCGUGGUCUGUUACUCUGCUCUCCUUCAGCAUAGGUCUCUUCAGUUUGGCAUAUUGGUUCUCCAUUCAGCGCUUGCUCUGUGGAUGAAAGGACCAUCCGGCCGCUGCCACCAAUGUAACGGCUACCCCAGUGGAGAGGGGUAUCAGCAGUUGGAGACGUCCUUUUAACCGGCAAGAUGCUGUGCAGUAAUAGAGUAGCCUUCUUUCUAUCAGCUGGAUCCAAGUAGAGAGAGAGGGAGAGGUAGAGCUCUCAAAAGAGCUAGUGAUUAGCUGAGCAGGUUCCCUUUCAAUAACGAGACAAAGCUACGUUUUGGUAAAGUAGAACUGAGGUUCAAUGACAGGUACUCUCCUUUUAUGUGGUGCUCCCAUGCAAGGGAGACACCCACAAACAAUUGGACGUUAACCAAUCAGACAAUGGUUACAUCCCACAGAUUCCCUCCCCUAUGCUUGGGAGAUAAUUGAGUUUCUUACUGUAUCUACUCAAUUAUCUCCAAGCUAAAACUUAUACUUUUUAUGCAUUUUUAUAACUUUCUGAUUUUUCAUCAUACAGGAAUAAAACAUAUUUUAAUGAACAACACAACUUGGGGAAAAACAUAUUCAAAAUUUGUACUAAUCCAUUCAGGGGUUCCAGAAAUAUUAAAAAGUCUCUUUGGACCGACCGCACGCCUGUUUGCAUGCCCAAAACAGUUCCACAGAAUCAGGCUGUGCAGUCGGUCUAUUUCUGCCCUGAAAAAUAACAAAGUCCCAUCCGAGGGCGGCGUUCGAAUCAUCGAACGCACUGCGACUUCUGUCGAAGUGAAACCGGGGUUAAGUGUCAGUGGUGUUCGUUAGUUAAGUGAAGGUCUAUUUUACACCAAAAUUACACAGUCCAAUUUGAACGUGCGUUCGAAUCUUCGAACGGGACUUAGUCUCCAGCCGUAGUGUCGAAGGGUAGGGGAAGGUACAGGUCAGCGGUGUUCGUUCAAAUGUGUGGCUGAUUUAAAUUCCAGGGAUUUGACGGCACACACCGCUGACCGCGGGCGACUGGAUUAAAAUGGCCGCCGCACACAGUGUCUCCCCGCACACAGUGUAUUAUAACUGCAGCUAUGAGGUUAUGGUGUUAGGAGGUCCCUUGUCUCCCCGCACACAGUGUAUUAUAACUGCAGCUAUAAGGUUAUGGUGUAAGGAGGUCCCCUGUCUCCCCACACACAGUGUAUUAUAACUGCAGCUAUAACGUUAUGGUGUAAGGAGGUUGCCGGCCUCCCUGCUCACAGUGUAUUAUAACUGCAGGUAUAAAGUUAUGGUGUAAGGAGGCCCCCUGUCUCCCCACACACAGUGUAUUAUAACUGCAGUUAUAAGGUAAUGGUUUAAGGAGGUCCCCUGUCUCCCCACACACAGUGUAUUAUAACUGCAGCUAUAACAUUAUGGUGUAAGGAGGUUGCCUGUCUCCCUGCACACAGUGUAUUAUAACUGCAGGUAUAAAGUUAUGGUGUAAGGAGGUCCCAGUUCUCCCCACACACCGUGUAUUGUAACUGCAGCUAUAAGGUUAUGGUGUAAGAGGUCCCCUGUCUCCCUGCACACAGUGUAUUAUGUUGUGUUGUUGCUGUGUUUUGCCGUUUAGCGCUAACUGUAUAUUGAUUAAUAUUCUGUCUUGGCAGGUAGUGCGCUGUUUGCAGCACAGAAAGAGGAUGCGCAGGAAUCGCCUGUCUAAGGAACAGCUAAAGAAACUCCCCAUCCACAAAUUUAAAAAAGGUGAGAGAGAAUUUCCAAAUUAUUUAAAGUAAAUUGCACAUUUUAAAGGGACACUAUAGUCACCUGAACAACUUUAGCUUAAUGAAGCAGUUUUGAUGUAUAGAACAUGGCCCUGCAGCCUCACUGCUCAAUCCUCUGCCAUUUAGGAGUUAAAUCCCUUUGUUUAUGAACCCUAGUCACACCUCCCUGCAUGUGACUUGCACAGCCUUCCAUAAACACUUCCUGUAAAGAGAGCCCUAUUUAGGCUUUCUUUAUUGCAAGUUCUGUUUAAUUAAGAUUUUCUUAUCCCCUGCUAUGUUAAUAGCUUGCUAGACCCUGCAAGAGCCUCCUGUAUGUGAUUCAAGUUCAAUUUAGAGAUUGAGAUACAAUUAUUUAAGGUAAAUUACAUCUGUUUGAAAGUGAAACCAGUUUUUUUUUCAUGCAGGCUCUGUCAAUCAUAGCCAGGGGAGGUGUGGCUAGGGCUGCAUAAACAGAAACAAAGUGAUUUAACUCCUAAAUGACAGUGAAUUGAGCAGUGAAAUUGCAGGGGAAUGAUCUAUACACUAAAACUGCUUUAUUUAGCUAAAGUAAUUUAGGUGACUAUAGUGUUCCUUUAAGCCUCAGUAGUGAAGUGAAAUUGAGCUUAGUGGAUGUUUCAGUUUGGUUGUUUUAGACACUUUUAAUUUUUGACAAGUUAUAAUUUAUCGUUUUAAUCAGUAAACACCGAGUUUAGUGAAUAAUUCCAACACAGUCCGAUUGCCGUUUUACCUUUCUUCCUCCAAUUUCUCUUAUGGCUUUAAUUGCCCAUAAAAUAUCCUUCUCUGUAAUAGAAAAUCCUUAUUCUCGUAACAAUGGUCUGCCUUUUAUUUUUUUCACCUUCGCUUCUCUCAUUGCUAAAAUCUCUCUGUCCUUCUGCUUACCUGUUCCUGCUGAUGCUUUCUACGUUGUUCCCUCUUUACUUCCCUACUCUUUUUCUGUUCAUACCAUGCACUUUCCUCAUACCUCAUACCUUCUAAAUCCUCUAAAUACAAGCUCUCACACCAAGCAUUUAAUCUCAUGCCGAAACGCGCGUCAAAACACUUGUCGGGCUGCCGAUGCACAUACUUUGAUUUUAAUAUAUAUACUUUGGAUUGGUGCCUUGACUUCUGUUCCACUUGGAUUUCGAGACUCUGAGAAGCAGCAGGGGGGAGGUCUAGUCGGCUAUAAGGGUUUAACUGGACACUUUUCACCCAUUCUACAUCUAGCUGUACGCUCUUCCCUCUGUUUUGUCUACUUGUCCCCUUAAGUCUAUCAGAACUGUGUUUAUAUUUACGGACACGUUCUUAUAUGUGUGAUUACUAAUAAACAGCUUCUGCUAUCUAUCCAUGUUCAAUGUCUACUUACUAAUAUUUAUUUAUUUAUUUAUAAAAUAUUUUAUCAGGAGAGAUACAUUGUUUUCAAGUAUGUCCUGGGUCCACAAAUCAUUGCAUUGUUACAUUAGGGUACAAUAAAAUAAAAAAACAAUAUUAAUACACAAUGAAUACAAAAUUUAACAUAGAACAGGUAGGAAAUAUAUAAUCAACCAUGACAGAUGCAUUCUGUUUUGAGGUAUGUAGAGAGGGAUCUCUUAAAGGACUUAGGGAAGAUUUUAAAUUGUGCGGGACGUCGUUCCACAAUUGCGGUGCUCUGUAGGAGAAGGAGGAUCGGGCUGCUUUCUUUUUGUAUUGAGGUAGACUAAGUAAAGUGCUGGUACUGGAUCGGAGGUUAUAGGAGGUGGGAAUAUGAUAUGACUUUCCAUAUGUAUAUUUCACAUUCACCCUUAUAUAUUUAGUUCUGUAUUUGCUUUUUUCUAAUAAAGGUUAUUACCCUAUAUUGUAUUUUAAUUGGAGGUAAUCUUUGUGGGGUUGGUUUGUCUCAUUGAUUUUAGGAGGAAAAUUGGGAAAAUUUAGAAAAUUGGGCAGACUAGAUGGGCCGAAUGGUUCUUAUCUGCCGUCACAUUCUAUGUUUCUAUGAACCCAACCUCAUUAGUCUGUUGUCAUAUUUGUAUCCAGGGGUCAUGCCCUAUUUACCUCUGUAGCCCAUCCCCAAACUACAGGGCAAGUAUCUUUCUCGCCACCUGUAGUUUUUUCUCGCCUCAAUUGUUAAAUGUAUCCCUUUUAUAAUAUUAUAAAGCUGCGGAAUAAGUUGGCGCAAUAUAAAUACCAAUAAUAAUAGCUUAAUAAGGACAAUUACUAAAGACCGUAUCUCCAGAAGGAUAUUGAUACUUUGGAAAGCGUUCAGAGAAGGGCUACUAAACUGGUUCAUGGAUUGCAGGAUAAAAAUGAUAGAUGAUGAAAACUAACAAUGAGUACAAUUCCCAUAUUCUACCACCAGGUGGAGAUAAACAUUCUACGCAGUAUAAGUAACCUUCCAUUCUCAAUGUAAGUGUUUAUGGUGGCAGUGAGUCUAUUGUAAGAUAUCUUUACCACCUCUACUGGAAACCUUUUCCAUGUAUGUACAACUCUAUUGUUACAUAGAUUGUUCCCUGUAAGUUUAGAUUAGAUGUCAUUUCCUGCCUAUAAAUCAUUUAAUAUAUGGACUUUUUGUGUGCCCCAUCGUUUCAUCGUUUCCAGUUGACGUAUUUAAGGUUUUAAUCUUUCUUGAUGUGUUUUAUGUAUCUUGGCCUAUUUUUUGGCUGCAUUCCUGUUUUUCUGACGAGACUCAUUAUUUUGGGUGAGGUCUUAUGAGUCAUUAAGAGCCACAAGUUCCACUAUUUUUCUAAUGUUUCCCCUCGUCUUGUACAUCCACAAAUUCUGCUGGUUUUGCACCCUGCUUUGUUUAAAGAGUUACUACAAGCACCAUGACCACUUAUGGGAUUAGAAGUGGUCAUGGUGCCUGCAGUAUCCAUGUACAGCGCUUUUUCUACGAAACGCUACAAAUACAGCAGUUAAUCCCUUUGCUGCCCUAGGUGUACCUCCACCUCCGGCAUUGUGAUUGGGAUGUCGGUUCUGUGCGCAUUGCACAGUAUGCACAGCAUGCUGGAGCCAGACAGCCAAUGGCAGCAAACCCUUCUCCCAAUGCUAACAAUGUGCCCCCGUACUGACCAUGUCCUCUCCUCAGUCUGUGAGGGGGAGUGAUGUCAGGCAGCCAGUAGGUAUUGGGCCAGGUAAGUACAAUCUUGGCCCCUAUAUUCUUGAGUUCAUUCCAUCUAGCCGCACAGACUAGUUUACUAUUAGCAUUUUAUAAAAUUCAUCUUUACUGAAUCAAUUCCCCUCACAGUUUAAAGAAACUGAAGCUAUCUGAGAAGUUACAGGAAAAAUAAAAAUAAAAAUGUUUUUUUUUUCCCCUUCAAAAUUAUGAGCCUAAACUUUCAGUAAUUUAAUCUGAGAGCCAAAUAUUGUAAAUCUGGGAUUGAGAUAUACGUGAAAACUGCUAUGUUUACAUAUGGGUUAAUCCAGCCUCUAGUGGCUGUCUCAUUGACAGGUGCUAGAGGGGCUUCCGCGCCUCUCACUGUGAUUUUUCACAGUGAGAAGACGCCAGCGUCCAUAGGAAAGCAUUGAGAAGGCUUUCCUAUGGACUGACUGAAUGCGUGCGCGGCUCUUGCCACGCAUGCGCAUUCAGCCGAUGACGGAAGAAGAGGGAGAAGAGGGAAACAUUUUUUUUCAAUCUGGGUGCCAAUUACUGAAAAUUACAAUCUGAUAAUAAAAAAAGAGGGAGAAAAAGGCAGUUAUAAAAAUGGCAUAAAAAAACCAAAACCAAACAAGAGAAAGCGACAAGAAAAAGGGAAAGAGAGAUGUCAAGGAUUCCAAGUCAGAAAAAUAAACGUUUUGGGGGUUUUUCACCUAUUCCCUCAAAAGAGCAAACAGAGAACUGGCGGAGCUGCCCGAUCAGGUUUACAGAAUAUUGGCUAUCAAGACACGUAUCAAGACGAGGUGCUACAAUCUGUAGGCGGAGUAAUUACACAAGAUUUCUUGAAUCAGUGUUUAGCAGAUACGGCCAUAACUCUACAGAAAUCAAAGGGAUAUUAGAAACAUGGCGGAAGAAAAAAAUCACUAAAAUGGACUCACAAAAUACAGACUUCAAAGAAAGUAAUGAUCAGUUAUCCCAAAAAGUUAAAGGAUUGGAACAUAAAAUAAGAGAAUUAGAAGAUCGUUCACGAAGGUCCAAUCUUCAAUUUCGUAACAUCCCAGAAAGUAUCACACAAGAUAAAAUCAAAGAUUUCCUUGAAGUGUAUGAGAAUUGUUCCAGACGCUGAAACACAUGAAAAUAAAAUUAAAAGAAUCCAUAGGUUAUACAAACCGAAGAAUAUAUCAGAAAAACUACCAAGAGAGAGAAACUGUCAGGUUACCUUGUGUAUCAGUCAGGGGGAUGUCACAGGCUGGCGUCACAUUGCAGGGUAUUGGGGACACUCCUACCAACUCUCAGCUUGCCCCUAGCGAUUCUCACGCUAGCUGCGCUAACCCCGCCUCCUGUUAUGACGCAUGACGCUAAGAACGCCACGGCCCACCAAGGUGUUUGAACGAGAACAGUUUGGGCGCGAGGUUACCUACCUAAGUGAACACAGUAUUUUUAAAGAGAAACCAGGUACAGACUCAUUGCCCUGUUGUGGUUCUUGUUUGACCCAAGAGCACGUAUUCCAUAUUGGUAUUCUUGUAUUCUGACUUUGGCUUAGUUUGACUAUUCCUCCUUCUGUGUUCCUUUGACCUUGGCUAUUACAUUAUCGUUGAUCCUGAUUUUCUGGUACCCAUGACCUCGACUCGCUAUUUGACUAUUCUUUGUGUGUGUAGUGAUAGUCCGGCCAUCCUAAGGUCCGGUAUACAUUAGUAGUAUUGGCAUUCUGCGUGUAGGAUCCCCGAACGUUCCUGACAUAAACCCACACUGGAAGACAAGUUCAAGGACAUUUGCGUACAUCAAGAUCUCUCAUACGAGACACGAUCUUGGAGGAGAAGAUUUGCCCCAACAUUGAUUACCUUGAGAGAUAUGAACAUAUAUCAAUGGGAAUACCCAGAUAAACUAAAAGUUCAUUGGAAGAAUCAACAAGAGACUUUUGAGUCCCCAAAAGACUUCUUAAAAUGGACGAAACUGACAAAUAUAAGUAGCUAAUUUAGGGGAACAGAUCAUGGGAGGAGAAACAGAAUUGGGAUCUGGAGGGUGGGGAGGAGGAGGUAGUAUUAUAGAGCAAUAAGUAUUUAAAUGCGAGUGGUAGUAUACAUAGCACUUCUUAAGAAGAAAAUAACACAAUUUAUAUCAUUACACUGAGAAGGAAAUAUAUAUAUACACAUACACACACACACACACACAUACGGUUUUUCUUUUGUUUGUUUUUGGGUUUUUUAGAUUUAUUGACACAAUUAAAUAUAUGAUUACUAUAAACUAAGUACAUAGAGGAUAUAUCAGACACUUUAAAAAAUUAUAACAGGGGGGAAAUAAUCGUUAAAUUUGUGUGAUCGCAAAAUAAGUGAAAAGAAUUACAAAAUAAUCACACAUAAGAACAAGAGAAAUAGUUAUAGUGAAAUACAAUAGUGGCGUAAUAGUCACUUUUUUUUCCUCUCUCCCUCUCCCUGAAGUGUCUCCUCUCUUUCUCCGGUUGAUGCCCUUCUUCCCGCCACCCCUCUCAUUUAGAUGUAGGGGGUCAGGGGAGAGGAAUGGCAGAAUCGAUUGGGGGAUCGGGGAGGGGGAGGGGAUGUCGAGGGAGAACAAAAUAUAUUCCCCGAAGAGGGGUCUUUUUCUGUUUCUUCUUUAUCUUCUGUAGUGAACUUUUGGAUUUAUAUUUUGUGUAGGGGGUCAAACAGAGUUAUGUUUUCAAUAUAAUAGUCUGUACCUAAUAAUUAAAGAGAUACCGCACCAGACAGGGUGAGAAUAUUCCCUUCCAUGCAGGAACCAUGUUAUAAUGAAUAUAACACGAAGGAGUGAGUCAGACUAUGUAGUUGGAAGGUCACACCAAUUUUCAGUUUUUCUGUUUAAUGUGUGCAAAUGUUUGUUAUUGAGUUAUAUGUAUGAGAAUCAAUCGUUUGUCGAGAGGAGGCCAUGGGGGAGGUACACAGGGGGACAAUAAAAAUUAUUUAAUUAUGAAAUAUUUUACCAGGAUGGUUACAUUGAGAUUUCUCUCGUUUUCAAUUAUGACAGGUGCAUUCUGUGCUGAGGUAUAUUGCCAUAGAUCUCUUAAAAGAUUUUCAAUUGAAUGAAGAUUUGACUCUGUCCCUGAGGUUAUUCCAUAAUUGCAGUCUCUGUAGAAAAAGGAGGAUCUUGGAUCUUAAUGCAGAUAAUAGUUUAAUCCAAGAUAAAAGAUCCAAAUAUAAUUUCACUUGGAUGAAAAAAAGAUAUGCCCUACUUAGCAAUAAAAUUAUCAAGAGAUUUAAAUAGUAUUAGCCAAAUCAAUUUUGUCACUUCUUCGUCAUACUAACCAUUUAUUACAAAACUGGAGAAAUAUAGAAACAUAUUGGAUGGGAAGAAUUAAUAUAAUUAAUAUAUUCGGGUUAUAUAGUGUAAUAUUGGAAUAUUGUGGAAAUUGAUGGCAAGAUGAAUGCAGUAUGUUAUCAGAAAAUACUGGCAGACAAUUUGCAUUCUUCUACAAAAAGGCUGUGCAUGGGACGCUCUUUGAUUUUUCCAGCAUGACAAUGACCCUAAGCACAAGGCCAAGUUGACCCUCCAGUGGUUACAGCAGAAAAAGGUGAAGGUUCUGGAGUGGCCAUCACAGUUUCCUGACCUUAAUAUCAUUGAGUCACUCUGGGGAGAUCUCAAAUGUGCGGUUCAUGCAAGAGGGCCAAAGACUUUGCAUGACCUGGAGGCAUUUUGCCAAAACCAAUGGGCAGCUAUACCACCUGCAAGAAUUAGGGGCCUCAUAGACAACUAUUACAAAAGACUGGACACUGGCAUGGAUGCUAAAGGGGGCAAUACACAGUAUUAAAAACUAAGGGUAUGCAGACUUUUGAACAGGGGUCAUUUCAUUAUUUUCUUUGUUGCCAUGUUUUGUUUUAGGAUUGUGCCAUUCUGUAAUAACCUACAGUUAAAUAUAAUUCCCAUAAGAAAUAAAAGAAAUGUGUUUUGCCUGCUCACUCAUGUUUUCUUUAAUAAUGGUCCAUAUAUUACCAAUUCUCCAAAAGGUAUGAAAACUUUGCAUCUGUAUAUCCUGUAUUUUGAGGCAAUGUAUUUUAAUAUUUGCUGACGCAUGUUACUUGUAUAGGACACAGAGAUAAUGGUGAAUGCCGAAUUAUUUUUUUAUGUCUCUCAGGUGAUGAAUAUGAUGUCUGUGCCAUCUGUCUGGAGGAAUACGAGGAGGGCGACAAACUGCGUGUGCUGCCAUGUUCCCAUGGUAAGUUACCUCCCAUCAAUCAGCACCCUUCUGUUAAUGAGAAGGAAGUGUUAAUGUUUGUAUUAACAUACGCCCCUUUCUUUCCAGCGUACCAUUGCACGUGUGUUGACCCCUGGCUGACCAAGACUAAGAAGAGCUGUCCUGUGUGCAAGCAUCGUGUCCUGCGAUCGGAGGACGACUCUGACUCUGAGAGCGGCGGGACGGAACCUGGAGAUGGUGACAACAGAGAGGAAAGCGAUAAUGAGCGGACCCCUCUCCUUCGACCCUCUCCUUCAUUUGGCAGCAUGGCCGAUUCCCCCACAGCUAUCCAGAACGAAGCAGAGGUCGAACCUCCCCGGGCAGUCAGCGUCUGAGAAAGCCUUGGUCCUUCGCCAUGUGGAUCUCGGUUAGACUGUGUUGAUCCCAGGAUCCUUUGUGCACACAGUGGCAGAUAAUUUGCACGGUGACAGAUCCAUUCCCAGAAUCCUUUGCCCUGCCACUUACCCAUUCCCAGAAUCCUUUAUGAUAGAAAAUGAGUUAAUCUCCGUAAUUGUUUUGCCUUGUAUUUUCUCCAUCCCCCAUAGCUCUUUGUUCUAGAAGCAUCGGGUUGUGUUCUCAUGCUCUUUUGGGGUUUCAUUUUUUGUUUGUUUUUUUCUUGUAUUUUAUUGAUCUCCUUAAUCAGUCCAUUACUUGGGGACUGGUUUAUUCCAAUCAUCUCCUAACGCUCAUGGGUCAGAGUGGCACAAACUGCUGCGUUAGACAUGGCCGCCUGAUGUACCGAGAGAUGUUCUCAUGGGGAUGGCUAUUUCAAUUAGUUGACAAAUGGGGUAAAAGACAAAGAAUUGGUCAUAAUGGAAGAUAUCUGUGUACCUCUAGGCUUCCCUCCUCGUGCAGCGUUCUGUAAUUACUCUGUAUCUGACUAAUGUUUUUGUAUAAACAUGAUUUCCUAUCUAAUGGAAUAACUCUGACUCUAAGCCCCCAGCAGCCAUUGGACGACGUCAAUGACCCUGUUGGAAUUGAUUUGUAUUUUCUGUGUAACUGGAUGAUUCCAUUGCUUAGUUAAGUAUAGAUUCUAUUUUCUUGGAGUUCCGCAGCAGAUGAUGAAAGGGGAAUCCGAACGUCAUUUGAAAGUUUUGGGCAGGGAGAGAGAGGAGAAUUAAAGAUAAAACGUCAACCAUUCAGAUGGGUGGAUAGAGAAAGGAAAAAUACGAGGAACAUGGGGUGACCUGACCAAUCAGAAUUAACAGACCACGUGAUCCCCACGUUGCACUGAGGGGUUUGAAAAGCUCAGAUUGUUUUCGGACAGCACGGCCUAUUACAGCCAGCUGCUGGCUGAGAGUGCUGAGUUUGUAGACUUGUACAUUUAAUAAUCUGAAAUCUGCUUUAAUUUAUAAUCUAACAAUGAUGUCACAGCUGUGAUUACACUAUUGUCCGGCUGAUUUACCUGUCCUACAAUGCCACGCUGGAUGCCUUGCUUUAGAGACAUGCAGGGCACACUGACAGAGACACGCAAGGUUUAGAGACAGACAGUUAGGUGCCUGUGGGAAAGACCUGCCAUGUGUAUUAUAAACCUAAUAAUAGCAGGAAUUUUUUAAUAUCUGUAUGAAUAAACUUAUUAUAAAACCAAUUAAAAAAAAACAUCUCUUCCAA
This is a messenger RNA of Pelobates cultripes (western spadefoot toad), 31154 nucleotides long. Lineage: Eukaryota; Metazoa; Chordata; Amphibia; Anura; Pelobatidae. The record is from the annotation of a GenBank genome assembly.